Messenger RNA from Spinacia oleracea (spinach), 2433 nucleotides. RefSeq lists its product as uncharacterized. The transcript is spliced from 14 exons. The record is from RefSeq and is a predicted model, not a curated record. NCBI's taxonomy places the organism in Eukaryota, Viridiplantae, Streptophyta, Magnoliopsida, Caryophyllales, Amaranthaceae. Bases 126 to 2273 code for a protein of 715 amino acids.
CCUCCACAGAAAAAAGAAAAGAAAAACAUGUGAUUUCAGUUGAAGCUCUCACAGUAGCAGUACCUGUAAAUCCAUGGCCAUCAUCUUCAUCAAUCCACACUUCCACUCUCUCUCCUCCCCCAACAAUGGCGUCAGUCACUCUCACUCCACUUCGUUCUCUCUUUCUACCCCCUACUCUCCUCCUUCCUACACCUUCUGCCUUCAAUCGCUGCUUCUCCGUGAAGACGAAGGCACAAAUUACGAAUCAAAGCAACAACAAUGGCGGUGCUGCUGUUGUGUGGUUCAAGAAUGACCUUCGAAUCGACGAUCACCCCGGCAUUGUUUCCGCCGCCUCCAACCACGCCAAUGUUGUCCCUAUUUAUGUCUUUGAUCCUCGGAUUUUAUCCCGUUUUCCUGAUGAAAUGGUAGAACUUCUUAUUCUUGCUGUAGAAGAUCUAAGGAGGUCACUGAAGGAGCAUGGAUCCAAUCUGAUGAUCAGAUUUGGGAAUGUGGAAAACAUUCUAUGGGAACUAGUGAAAGAGAUUAAAGCAACCGUUUUAUUUGCCGAAGAAGAAGUAGAAUAUGAUUUGCGUUCUUUGGUUGCUACUGUUGAGGAUUUCCUAGCAGCAGAUCCUGUUCUAGAUUGGAGACCAAAGAUUGAAUUGUGGCGGACAUCCUUUUACGAUGUUAAGAACUUAGAUGAUUUACCUGCAUUCUUUGGAGAUGUGAAGAAACCACAACAGGAUGAUGUUUCGUUGCUUGGCAUUCCGAGAUUACAUGGGUGCUUUAUGGAGUUGGAUUGGGGUCAUCUUCCCACUGUUGAUGAUGUGGGUACAUUCAUGGACUGUCAUGCAAAUAGAGAAAAAGAACAAUGGUAUUCCAUCAAACACACUUCAGCAGAAGAUGUAUUGAGAAUGGAUCACAUGAAGCUGUUCAAAUCAGUCAGUCUCGGCAUGGGGGAAUCGAGGGUUUCAGAACUAGGGAGCAGCAGCCAAUUUCCCAAUGAAACUCGGAGGAAGGGGCUGAAAAAUUCUGUUUUUGGUACAAGUAAAGGAAACAUAGUUGCUGGUGGAACAGAAGUUGUAUUGAAUGCAUUCGCUGGGUAUUUGAGAUAUCUGGAAGGAACAGCUCGAGACGACUGGCAAGAGGUCCACCAAAGGCUGAGGGAGACUGAAACCCGAACUGGAGCUUCAUUUGGAACUCUUUUUGGAUCUGCUCUGCAGCUUGGUACCAUAUCCAGUCGAAGAGUAUAUUAUGAAGCUAUAAGAUAUGAAAAAGAACGAAAUGCAGGAUUUUUAUCUCCAUUUGGGUAUUCUACAACAACAGUUGCUGCUGCCAUAAAUGCAGUAUGCUCAGUCGAGUGGUAUUGGCUUCUGAGUUUGAAAAGUUUGUCUCGGAGAGAAGAACCGUACUCUAAGAGACUGUGGAGAUGGAAUGGACACCUAAUUCAGUACACAGUUGUUGGUUGUGAAGGGCCCGCUGUUCUUCUUGUUCAUGGAUUUGGGGCUUUCUUUGAGCACUACCGUGACAACUUGAGUAAUAUAGCUGAUGGUGGGAAUCGAGUUUGGGCUCUUACUCUUUUGGGCUUUGGGCAGUCUGAAAAGCCAAAUAUUGUUUACAGUGAGCUCAUGUGGGCGGAAUUAUUGCGCGAUUUCAUUGUCGAGGUUGUGGGUGAGCCAGCACAUCUUGUUGGGAAUUCCAUUGGUGGGUACUUUAUUUCGAUUGUCGGUGGUCUUUGGCCUUCGCUAGUCAAGUCUAUUGUUCUUAUGAACACUGCUGGAAAUGUUAUUCCUGGAUAUUCCUCACUGCUAUUCUUCAAGGAAAGACAAAUUUCUGGGGCUGCUUGGUUGGGGUCAAGAGCACUUCUGCAAUACUUGAGACUUAGCACAAGAAGCCUCGUUAAGAAUUGCUACCCUACUCGGCCUGAACGAGCUGAUGACUGUCUCAUCACGGAAAUGCUCAGAGCAUCAUACGAUCCUGGUUCAGUUGAGGUUAUGGAGAGUGUAUUCAGCUUCAAUUUGUCCAUUCCUCUUAAUCAUCUUUUAAGCAGAUUAAAGGGGAAGGUUUUAGUUUUACAGGGAAUGAAAGACCCUAUAUCUGAUUCUCGUUCCAAGCUUGCAAUGUUCAGAGAGCAUUGUGAAGGGAUCAUAAUCAAGGAGCUUGAUGCUGGUCAUUGCCCCCAUGAUGAGUGUCCAGAAGAAGUCAAUACUCUGAUCCGGGAAUGGAUAUCGGCGAUUGAGGGCAGACUUCAUUCUGAGAUCGUUGAUUCAUCAAUCAGCUCGGCAUGCACAUAGCACAACUCGAAGCCAUAUCUAAAAUGUAGUUCGCUUCAUACAAAUUAUUCAGUGUAUAGACAUUAUCAUCAAAUUGUAAUCAAACACUUAACACCAUUGAGAACAGAGGGUUUCCUUCAUAAAUACCUAAUUUAGAUGAAUACUUGAUUUUAAAUUUGUA